GGGUGGGUCAGAUUGAGCAAAGGAUUUGUAUGAUGGAAUCAUUUUCACUUCCCUCAGCACCUUGCAAAACAACCUCUUUUCACACAUUUAACGAUUCAUCAAAAUGGAUCGGAUGUCUUCACUUCUCAUUUUUUCUACAGUGCUGCUCAUACACUGGAAAAACCCUCUAACAUAUGCAAUAUCCUAUCAGCCCACAGUGGAGAUAAUCACGGGACAUUCAAAGGUCUUCACUGGCGAGACAGUGAAACUUAAAUGCAUUCCUCCUGCUACUCCCUACAAAUCAACCUGGACCUUCGCCUGGUACAAUGGACCCCAACAGCUCCCACAUUUUAGUCAAACACUGGUUUUGAGCAACAUCAAGACCAAAGACAGUGGGAAGUAUUAUUGCCAAGGUACCCGAGACACAAGUGUUCAAGACAUACCUACCAUCCCCAGUGUGCCAGUAGAGAUCAAUGUAGACGGGGGCUGGGCUGUCUUAGACACACCAUCCCAGGGUGUUGUUGGGUACCCAGUGAACAUGACGUGCCGUGUCCGAGGCAACUAUCCCAUUCAUGAGGUGAUCCUUUAUCGAAAUGAUGUGGAAGUUUUAGAACAAGAGGAUCCCAAGUUUAUCCUGAAAAAUUUGACUCUUGAGGACUGGGGCCAGUAUACCUGCAGAGCAUCCUGGAAUAAAAAUGGCCAUACACAUUCAGUCAUUUCAGCUCAAGUGCCAGUCCAAGUUGUAGAGCCUCUGACAAAGCCCACUUUGUUUAUUGUCGAUGAUGAGGAGAUGCGUACUUUGUCUAAACUUAAGCUCAUAUGUGUGCUUGACUACAAUAUUCCUGAACCUGCUCCUCCUGUCCUCUACUAUUUCUACAUCAACAACAACCGUUUUGGAACCCCAACUACUAACAACUACCAUUUGAUUGAGAGGAUAAGGGGCACGUUCAAAUGCAAAGCCGUGGUGUCUCAGCUGGGACUGACCCAGUGGAGUGAGCCUAAAACCUUUUAACUGAUUCCAAGUUGGGUUUUGAUUUUCAUUCCAAUUGUUUAAAACUCUUUAAUAAACUACUUAUCUUGAACUGCAAAA
Molecule: messenger RNA, 1069 nt
Organism: Boleophthalmus pectinirostris (great blue-spotted mudskipper)
Lineage: Eukaryota; Metazoa; Chordata; Actinopteri; Gobiiformes; Gobiidae
Product: low affinity immunoglobulin gamma Fc region receptor III-A-like
Exons: 5
Coding region: 104-991 (295 amino acids)
Biological process (GO): cell surface receptor signaling pathway
Molecular function (GO): transmembrane signaling receptor activity
Source: RefSeq, a predicted model, not a curated record